This is a messenger RNA of Parnassius mnemosyne (clouded apollo), 2259 nucleotides long. NCBI's taxonomy places the organism in Eukaryota, Metazoa, Arthropoda, Insecta, Lepidoptera, Papilionidae. The record is from the annotation of a GenBank genome assembly.
AUGUCAGCCGCUGGGAGAUGGACACCGGAUCUAACCACCAAGCCUCAUAACUGCCUCAAGGACAAAAUGGAGAUACUGGACUACUGCAAAAAGGUGUACCCUAGCCACGAUAUAACCAACAUCGUGGAAGCCUCGCACUACGUGAAAGUCAGCAAUUGGUGCAAGGUUGGAACCGGCAACGCUGCUAAAUGCAAGGUUACACGUUGGGUGAAGCCAUUCCGUUGUCUUGAAGGUCCAUUCCAAUCAGACGCGCUGCUGGUGCCCGAAAGCUGUCUCUUCGACCACAUCCAUAACCAGAGCCGAUGCUGGCAGUUUGCCCGCUGGAACGCAACCGCUGGACGCGCCUGCGCACAACGAGGACUCAGGCUAAGAACCUUUGCUAUGCUACUGCCUUGCGGAAUCAGCUUGUUCUCUGGCGUUGAAUUUGUCUGCUGUCCCAAACAUUUCAAGGAAAACGUAAAAAUGCAUAAGCCAAUGGACGUCGGUGUACCAGUAAGCCCAGGUGGUGAAGAAAUGCUGGCUGCUUCCGCUGCGAUGGAUGAACGUGAUGAUGAUCUUCUGGACGAUGAGGACGGAUUGGCUGAUGACGAUGACGACAACCUUAAUCUGAGCGACGAUGACGACGAUGAUGACGCCGAUGAUGAUAUGGACGAGGAUGAAGACGCUGAUCUUUCCCGUGACGAUGACGCUGAGGACGACGAUUACACCGACAGUGAUGACAACGCUUGGCCUCGUCCUGAAACCUCCUCCGCACCUUCGACUACUAGUACCACUACCACGACUACAACUACUUCCACCACCGCAUCGACCGCUACUUCGGAUCCUUACUUCUCGCAUUUUGACCCUCGCACUGAGCACCAAAGCUACAAGGAUGCCCAACAACGUCUUGAAGAAACUCAUCGCGAAAAGAUCACGAAGGUUAUGAAGGAAUGGUCAGAACUGGAGGAGCGCUACCAGCAGAUGAUCAAUUCGGACCCAGCCGCCGCGCAGACCUUCCGCCAACGCAUGACCGCCAAAUUCCAAGCCAACAUCCAAUCCCUGGAAGAGGAAGGUGUAGCUGAACGCCGUCGCCUCGCCGCUCUGCAUCAGCAACGAGUCCUGGCUCACUUGGCACAGCGCCGCCGCACCGCACUUGCUUGCUACACGCGCUCCCUCCGAGACACCCCACCCAAUGCGCAUCGGGUACAGAAGUGCUUGCAGCGUCUUGUUCGAGCGCUUGCAGCUGAACGGAGCGGAGCUUUAGCCGCGUGGCGCCGCGCUGCCGCCGCUGGAAGGGAAGCCGCCGCUGCUGAGCGCGCUUCUGCUGCCGAUCGCCUUCAGGAUGCCGACCGGGCUUUACAACGUGCUCUGUCCGCACUCCGCCGCCGACCUCAUCUGUACGCAAGCAUUGGAACCGCUAUUGAAGACUACGUCCAGUCCAUGCAAUCCAAAGACGAUAUGGCAGUCUCCCUGAUGUCGAUGACUCCCGAAGCUGAAGAACUCCUCCUGGAUCGUAUUGAGGCUGAGGUGCAGAGGGAGCAGGCCGCGAGGGAACAGUUGAGUGCUAAGCGAGACCAGCGGACUCGGCAGCGCCAAGACAUUCAGAACGAACGGACUAAGACUCUAAACGGCGUUAAAGAGAGCGAAGAGAUCGAUGACGAAGCCAAUGAGGUGAAUGAGACCGAGGAGACAACUUCGGCCCCCACGACCCACAGCCCGGCGCCUUCGCCCUCUGCCUCGCCCGCAUCGUCCGCUUCUCCAGCCAUCGUCCGAGACUCUACCACCCGGAUGGCGUACACCCAGGAAACUACAACUACUGAAUUUCCAACGAGCACGGUGACUGAGGCACCCGAAACUGAAACCGAAACUGGUGAGAUUGGUGAAACUUCGAGCCGACGAACAACUAGUGAGACUGAAGGUGAGGGUCUGCGUGCUGCUCUGGAACAGGCCGAGGAACGCGCUCCUCCCCCGCCUGCACACGCACUCAAGCACGAGCUGCAGCAUACGCAACCUGGCUACACGGUGCGCGGGUCGCCGGGCGGCAGCGGGUCGGGCGCGCUGUACCCGGCGCUGUGCGUGGGCGGCGCAGCGCUGGCCGCCGCUGCAGCCGUUGCGCUCGCUGUAGCACGCCGCCGCGACCGUGCGCCCGCCGCGCAGGGCUUCGUGCAGGUGGAGCAAACUGGCGUCGUCGCCCCCACUCCCGAGGAGCGGCACGUUGCCAACAUGCAAAUAAACGGCUAUGAGAAUCCCACCUACAAAUACUUCGAAGUCAAGGAGUAA